This is a messenger RNA of Carica papaya (papaya), 1641 nucleotides long. The record is from RefSeq and is a predicted model, not a curated record. NCBI's taxonomy places the organism in Eukaryota, Viridiplantae, Streptophyta, Magnoliopsida, Brassicales, Caricaceae.
UUACAUACAUACUUUGACAAGAAAGCUUUGAUCUCUUGUCUCUCUCUCUAUCUUUUUCUGCUGGGUUGAGUUUUGCUGCAAAUUAAACAGGACUCUUUCAAAGAAUUAUACUUAACAUCAAAAGCAAAGAUGAAAGUUGUUUAAAGGAAGUUUCUUGUAUGGCGAACCACAGAAUUGGAGAAACGGGUUUAUCAGACUCACCACCUUCAAACCAUCAUCAUCAUCAUGUCUCUUAUGUUGUUCAUGGAAUCAAUAACAACCCCGCAAGCUUCAUCAAUCAAGAAGGGUCUGCUUUUGAUUUUGGAGAGUUGGAAGAAGCAAUUGUUCUGCAAGGAGUUAAGCUUAGUAAUGAUGAAGGCAAAGAAGCCAGACCUGCAGCUACUCUGGAGAUGUUCCCUUCUUGGCCAAUCAGAUUCCACCACACCCCAAGAGGAAGUUCAAAAUCAGGAGGAGAGAGCACAGAAGAGUCUGGAUCAGGAUUGAACAGUGUCUCUGAAGCACAGCUAGACCUAGAAUCUCCUAUAACUAUUAAGCCUUCUUCUUCUUCUUCUUCUUCACAUCAUCAUCAUCACCUGCAAGUAGAUAUGGCAAAUGAUGCCUCAACACCAGGUUCAUCAAACAAUCAAACGCCUCCAAAACCAACCCAAGACAAGAGAAAGGUUUCAAGUUCAGACAAGCAACUUGACGCCAAGACGUUGAGACGUUUAGCUCAAAAUAGAGAAGCUGCCAGGAAAAGCCGUCUAAGGAAAAAGGCGUACGUGCAGCAGCUAGAAUCAAGUAGGAUAAAGCUUACACAGCUAGAGCAAGAUCUUCAACGAGCACGGUCUCAGGGUCUGUUCUUGGUUGGGUGUGGCGGUGGAGGAGGAAAUAUAAGCCCUGGAGGUGCAAUAUUUGAUAUGGAGUAUGGGAGAUGGGUUGAGGACGAUGAACGACACAUAUCGGAAUUGAGAAGGGGAUUGCAAGCACAUUUAUCAGACAAGGAUCUCGGAGUAAUGGUAGACGGAUACAUUUCACAUUAUGAUGAGAUAUUCCGACUGCGAGGGAUCGCUGCAAAAUCAGAUGUAUUUCACCUCAUUACAGGAAUGUGGACAACUCCUGCAGAGCGUUGCUUUAUAUGGAUGGGAGGGUUUAGACCCUCCGACCUAAUCAAGAUGCUAAUAUCCCAACUAGACCCCUUAACCGAACAACAAGUUAUGGGGAUAUACAGUCUGCAGCAUUCAUCACAGCAGGCAGAAGAAGCUUUGUAUCAAGGUUUGGAACAACUCCAACAAUCUCUUAUGGACACCAUUGCCGGUGGCCCCCUGGUCGACGGAAUGCAACAAAUGGCGGUUGCGUUGGCCAAGAUUUCCAAUCUUGAAGGUUUUGUUCGUCAGGCUGAUAACUUGAGACAACAAACCCUUCAUCAGUUACGUCGAAUACUCACAGUUCGACAAGCCGCACGUUGUUUUUUAGUAAUCGCCGAGUACUACGCCAGGUUAAGAGCACUCAGUUCCCUUUGGGCUACUCGUCCAAGAGAGAGCUUGAUGGGAGAAGAUAAUUCAUACCAAACAACCACAGAUUUACAGAUGCCUCAACCUUCACACAAUCAUUUCCCAAGCUUCUAAUUUCUGUGUAUUUUGAUGCUUUUUUAGGAAACUCAGG